Molecule: messenger RNA, 588 nt
Organism: Pisolithus orientalis
Lineage: Eukaryota; Fungi; Basidiomycota; Agaricomycetes; Boletales; Pisolithaceae
Exons: 2
Coding region: 1-588 (195 amino acids)
Source: RefSeq, a predicted model, not a curated record
AUGGAGCUGUCACUCAAGUCUGUAGAAGUCAUGCCUAGUCAGCACAGACAAGUCAAAGCAUUGAGCAUUGAUGUACCUACAACAGAGGUUGAACAUGCCCUAAAUGGGCACUUGGAGGUGGAGGUGGAGGUAGUGCCAUGUGAAGCAGGCAGUGGUCAGAUGGAUGAACCUGAAGACACAAACCUGGAAAUGUCAAACAGCCAUACAGACAAGACCAGCACUAUAGGCAUGCAUGGUCAACUCAUUGACAUGACAAGGGAUCUACAUCUACUUGAACCUGGUAGUGAGACUUUCAAUCUCACAAUUAAUUCUACAAAUCUUGAGGACAGUUGCAUCAUCGAAACUACACUACAAAUGCCUGUCAGAAAUGAUCAACACAUCCAAACAUGCAGUGGUCUGAUCGCCAAUGCAGUGCUCACUAGCAAGCCAAAAUGCCUCGAAGAACUUCAAGAGGCCAAGUGGCCCCAACCCAAACAGGAUUGCAUGCAAGUGAUGCAACAAGAGACCUAUGAAGGUCAGCACACAUGGAAAGUCUCAAUUGAUGAGACUGGGGGUGUAGGCGAAGAUGGUGAGGGUACCUCCCACUAG